Messenger RNA from Misgurnus anguillicaudatus (oriental weatherfish), 908 nucleotides. Its product is annotated as single-pass membrane and coiled-coil domain-containing protein 3. The record is from RefSeq and is a predicted model, not a curated record. Lineage: Eukaryota; Metazoa; Chordata; Actinopteri; Cypriniformes; Cobitidae.
AGCUUUACAGGCAGUUGUUUCAUAGUCAACAGCUCAAGGAAUCAACAUCAUCAGACAUCUGAAUCACCAGCAAUACAAGACAACAUCUCACACAAUCAUCAGACCAAACCUAUAGAUUCUAAUAUAAAAAUGUCUUGGAGUGAAGUCUUCUACCCUGGAAAUUCUGAAAGAAGGGAGCAGCUUAUCCGCAAGAGUCAACAGUUUACAGACCUGAUGGAAGGCAACUUCGAUGCCACCAAUGAUCUCAUUGAGGUUCUUAAUAAGUACUUAGGAUUUUCCUUUAGUCCAGUCACAUUGAAUGAGAAAGGGACUCUGAAGCAGAACUGUGAUGUAUUAAUUCAACACAUCCAUGAGAUCCAGGCUCAGAUACAGACGUUUGAUAAAGAGCUGAAAGAGAAGUUAGACCCUGUUGCUUAUGAGAAACUGAAAAAAAUGGAUCUGAUUCUGCCUGAGCAAGCAAAAAUUGUAGAAGAUACUGUUGGAGUUGGUGGGAGUGUAGUUGUUGUUGUAGUUGGGUGGUUACUUAAAAGUAGAUUUGUUCUGGAAAGUGUGGUAUCCCAGAUUCGUUACAUCGGAUCAACAACGAUUGGAAGUGUUGUGCUAGGGGUGGUAUUUUUGGGGAUUGAUAUGAUCGCUGGGGCUAUUAUGGGGAGUAUUGAGCGUGAUCAGCUUGAGAAAGCUCUGAAAGAGUAUGACAGUGCUUUGGAUGAGUUCAAACCAGCAUCUAAAAAAUAUCAGUAUAGGGUGACCGAAUUCAAGGCACGAAUUCACAUGAUGGGAGAAAAAUAAUUUCUAGAUUUUUAUCCUCUAGAUUCUAGUUAUCUUACAUAGAAUCAUAUGAUUUUAAAUCACUGAAUAGUUUAACAAUAUGCAUAAAACCAUUUAAUAAACAAUAACACAUUAAAGAU